Molecule: messenger RNA, 8028 nt
Organism: Nerophis lumbriciformis (worm pipefish)
Lineage: Eukaryota; Metazoa; Chordata; Actinopteri; Syngnathiformes; Syngnathidae
Source: RefSeq, a predicted model, not a curated record
UUUCGCGCGAAAUUUACAAUUGCACUUUAGUAAGCUAACCCGGCCGUAUUGGCAUGUGUUGCAAUGUUAAGAUUUUAUCAUUGAUGUAUAAACUAUCACACUGUGUGGUCGGUAGUAGUGGGUUUCAGUAGGCCUUUAAGGGGAAAAAGUACAAAUCUGCUAGGUGAGUUUUUUAACGCUGAUGCUUUGAGGACUGAGGAGAGCCAGCGACAUACUAGCAGACAACUUUGGAUGUUUCGGCAAAAAAUCAAGUCCUCAAAACUGAGAUACUGUGUGAAUUCACACUACUCAUUUAAGUAAUCCAAAAAGGGAGCUGCUCCUGGACAGCCAGAUUGCAGCGAAUGGUAACUGUGGUAAGCUUGCUAUGCAUUUUAGAAGACUACCCUAUUUUCCGGGCUAUAGAGCGCAGCGGUAUUUAGGUCGCACCCACCAAAUUUUUACGGAAAUAGAAAUGUUUAUAUUUAUUAGCUGAACUGGACCAUAAGUCACAGAUACAUACCGGUACAAAAGAUUUUGUAAAUGUUUAUUUACAUAACUUAACUGUUUCCAAACAGCAGUAAAACAGCUGAUUAAACAAAACAGAAGUCGACAGCAGGGAUUCAAUAGCUGCGGAAGCUAGCUGUCCAAUCAGCUAAAAAAACUUGAUAACUCCACGGUGACAUUUUAGUGAAUUUGUAAAACUGAAACAGUACAAAAAGAAUGCCAUUGUAAGUUAUUAAUACGAACACAGACACUUGUAAACAUGUUAGCCUAUUUUCUAAUACUAACGCUGCUAGCUUGAUUUCAUUAUGACAGCAUGUGUGACUAUGCAUGAAAACACUCCAAAAGACAUCACAAAUGGGACGGUUUAGUAAGUAAGCAUUGUUUUAGUUAUACUGUUAAACUUACAAAUGUUGCUUGGACUGAUGAAUGAAGAAUCUUUUUGAGGAGAAACGCUAUGGACAAAUAUACUUCCAGGACGAAACAGGAAACACAUUGAUUCUUUAUUCUCGUACCAGGACACAUAACAUGGCAUGGUAUUUAGUACCCAAGAUCCCAGAUUUAGCCCAAUGAGUACCACAAGAACAAAAGCAUAUACCGUAUAUUCCGGAGUAUAAGUCGCACCGGAGUAUAAGUCGCACCUGCCGAAAAUGCAUAAUAAAGAAGGAAAAAAACAAAUAUAAGUCGCACUGGCCAAACUAUGAAAAAAAACUGCGACUUAUAGUCCGAAAAAUACGGUACAUAAUAUUGUAGUAUUAGUGUUACAAUAAUUAUUUUCUGGUUGUUCCAGUUCAAAAAAAAAAUAUUUUGUUCAUGGAAAUUCAGUAAGGUUUUGGAUAAGUCAUGGAAAGUCCAUCUAUCUAUUAUGUACAGGGGCGCCGAAAAGGGGGAGUAAAGGAGACGGAUUCUAGGGGCCCAUGAUGGAGGGGGGCCCAAAGAGGCCCCUAAUGAUGAUGAUGAAAUUAUAAUACAGAAAAAAUAAUGACACUGUGUUGGGGGCGCUGUAAAGAUUAUUUUCAUGGGGCCCAAAAUCCCUAGCGGCGCCCCAGAUUAUGUACCGCUUGUCCCUUCAUUGAUAAAAAAAAGUCUGCUUUAGCUCAACCCAGAAAGUUAUUUAGCAACCAAAGUCACACUAUUAAAACAGUACUCCUCAUAUGGGUGGAAGGAAUUUUAAGACAGCUAAUUUGAGAUAUUAGUGCGAUAUGACAUAAAACGGAAUAAUUUGCUUAUCUGUGAUCUGUGAUCAGGGUAUGAAUCCAAGUAGACGUGUGAGUCACAGGAAUGUUUCCUUUUGCUUGACUAGGUAAUUUUGUAAGUGAGGUGUAUUGUGAAUUCACUUUCUUGACACGCUACUUUUAGGAUGCAUCAUCUAUUGUGUCCUAACUAAAGGUCUUGAUCGUGCUCAUGAUAAAUCUUGAUUGUCAUUCUGACAGAACAGGGACAGAUAUACACUUUCUUUCCAGUAUUAAUGAUUUGACUUAGUUUUUCUAGUGCCAUGUAGCUGAAACAAGACUGAAACUGAAAUCAAUACUGAAACAAAAUGGUUAUUUUCUGGGCACAGGUGUGAGCAGAACAAACUGCAUAAAGAGUGAUUCACGAGGGAGGUGUUGACUGAACACAACUAAACAUCCAUUAGGUGUGUCCAAAAAAAAAAAAAAAAAAAAGGAUUUAAUAGCUAUUUGUAUUUGUAACAAUUCUAUAUCCAUCCAUCUAUCCAUUUUCUACCACUUGUCCCUUUCGGGGUCAUGAGGGGUGCUGGAGCCUAUCCCAGCUGCAAUUGGGGCGGAAGGCGGGGUGUCGUCAGCAUCCUUCCGGGGUAGAUUCUAAGGGGGGGGGGGGGGGGGUCUCAACAGCCACUGGAGUGACCUCUCCAGUGGAUCUAAAUGGCCUGGGCAUGGAACUAUGGAGGGCAAGCUGUUGUCCAGGCAGCAAGACCCCCCUCUCCGCGUGGCUGGUGGGUCCAAGCAGAGCCGGCCCAAGCCAUAAGCGUACUAAGCGCUUGCUUAGGGCCCCGCGGCCACCAGGGUGUCCCCAAAAGCAAUUAACAAAAAAUUCUUAUUUUUUAUUUUUUGCAUGUACGAGUCUGACUGAUGAUUUCUAAAUGAUCAAAGAUAUAUUAUUGUACAAAAACACAAUUUUAGGUCAACAGAGUGCUGCUGCUGAUCUAGGCCUAGUGAUUCUUCCUGCCUCUCUUUAAAUGUAAAGCUGCCUCUGCUGCACCUGUGACGUUUGCCGCCCGCCGUGCAAUGCCAGUGCGCACUGGGCAUCAAAAGCGCAGAUAGAGGCAAAACAAUGUCACAAAAAAGGACAUAUCCUUCAGGUGCAGAAAAAAGGAAGAAGAAGAAAGUGGAAGAGGAGAAAAAAUGCCAUGAUAAAGGUAUGUUUGCAUGACUUGGUAAUAAAAAGUUUAUCAAAGAGAUUUGUAGCUGUAAUUAGCUUUAGUUAGGUGACGUUAGCUAGCUAGCGCGGUGCUAGCAAUAUGUUUUUAGCAUCAGGUUACUAGUGAGAUAUGUUGUUUGCACAAAUUGUUUGCAGCAGAGCACGGUAAUUUAUGUGAGUAAAAUAAACAUUAUUUUUUACAUCAACUCAUAAGUUAUGUGAAACUUCCCCAGGAGCAUUGUUAAAAUACUUUGGAGGCACAGAAUCAGCCCAGAGCCAGUUCACAUCCUCAGGCUCAACUGUGAGUGAUGAAUCAGGUCCAUCUCCAUCUUCUACAGUGCUCUCUCACACACCUCCAUCCUCUGUGCCCACUGUCCCCUCCAUGUCUAAAACCACAGCUGAUUUAUCUAGUAAGUUAACUGCAAAACACCCUUUAUAAUUGCUCAUUGUACUGCAGAACAUUCUGAGAUUAAUAAUUAUGUCCAACAGUGCAAUUUAAUGACCUUAUAGGUCCUUCUUUUUUAGUCAUUGUCUUUCUUUGGUCACUUCCUCAGCAACUUCCACCACAACGUCCCCUUCACACCAUGGACCAUCAUCGCUCCGCCAGUUGACCCAGCUGAGUGGCCUUCUUUCCUCUCAGAUUCAGACAGGACUGAGCAGGGGGUAUAAAUCGUGCCGGGCCAGCGGUGCCAACAUUCUUGCGCAACCCAACGAUGAUCCAGCCUCACUUGGACAUGAAGCCCUUCUUGCCGUUUCCCAUGGAGACUCCUCCUCCGCACAGCUUCAACCUCUUCCACAACUUCAACACAAUGGACCCAGUCCAGAAGGCUGUGAUCAACCACACCUUCGGAGUUCCACUGGUCAAGACCAAGCGUCCGGUCAUUUCCUGUAACGUCUGUUCAAUCCGUUUCAACUCAGAGAGCCAAGCAGAAUCCCACUACAAAGGAAACCGCCAUGCCAGGAGAGUCAAAGGCAUUGAGACCUCUAAGAGUCGUCAAGAUGGGGACAAGCCCUCACAGACUGUGACCCCCACCACCUCCCCAUCCCCUCCAGGAGCCCAGGGCGCUGCCAUUGAUGGUGAGCCCAGCAACCAAGAUGAAACACAGGAUCUGUCACUGGUAAACGGGCCCCUGCUGGCCCCGGGACCUUUGCCCCCUCUGACCACACCACCUACCCCACCAAUGGACUCCCCAUCCUUGUGCCCCCUCCUGGCCACGUCCAGCCCUUCCUCCUCGCCAGACUGCAGCCUCCCCAACUCAGAGCAGCCCCCGGAGUCAGGGGCCACGGGCAGCCCACCCGGCCCAGAGACGGAGGAAGACAAAGCAAAGAAGCUGCUUUACUGCUCCUUGUGCAAGGUGGCUGUCAAUUCCUUGUCACAACUGGAAGCUCACAACAAAGGUACCAAACACAAAACCAUCUUGGAGGCGCGGAGCGGGCUGGGCCCCAUCAAAUCAUAUCCACGCCUGGGCCCCAAGCCCAGUGGAGAGCAGGGAAGUGGGCCGGUGGACCCAAACACUCAGGAAAGAACCUUCCACUGUGAGAUCUGCAAUGUGCGGGUCAAUUCUGAACAGCAGCUCAAACAGCACAUAUCAAGUCGAAGGCACCGGGAUGGCAUGGCAGGCAAGCCAAACCCUCUCCUCAGCCGGCACAAGAAGCACAGGGGAGUUGAUCUAACGCCCUCUCUGAACUUCUCCAAGGAUCUCACCAAAGCUUUGGGGGCAGGCCUGCUGCCCAGCCCCUUGGCUCUUGCUGCGGCAAUGGCUGCCGCCGCUUCCAGGAACCCACUGGCUCUCCGUGCGGCACCUCCCACGCACCACCACCCGCACCACCACCUGCUGCAAGGACCGCCUCUAAGCCACGCCAUCCUGAGACCCGCCCCUGGGCCCAUACGCACCGCCCAUGGGCCCAUCCUCUUCUCCCCUUACUGACAUAUCACACCAUCUGACUUGGGACUGGUUGGGAUCAGCCUCUCCAAAAGCACACUGUGAAGAUACAAACAUGAUCCACAGACCGCAACUGAUCCAAGCUUAUUUAAACAUGUCCUGGGGGAGGAAAGAAGGAGAACUUCAAGUCUCUCGUAUUUCCCUUUACCUGAAACCCUUUCUCCAUUUCAAAGACUUGCGAGUGACCUGCAGAUGGAACGGGCAGAGAGGAGAUAUUCAUUAUCCAUUGAACUUGUACAUCCUGUCGCUGUAGCCAGACAUGGUUGCUUGAAGAGCUACAGAAGACACACCAUCCAAACCACAUGGACCAUAUCAUCAUUCUUCUGCCAUCAUAAAGCAUCAAUGUGCUCUUCUCAUCCUAUGCACUUAAAAAAACAAACAAAGACAGUGAUGUUUUUUCAGUAGUGUAGCUUUGUGUGCACCACAUGUACUAAUGGUGGUAGGAAGUAGUGCAUAUGACCCACAACAAUGUAAGUAAUAUUUGCAGACAGGCAGGUGGAGAACUCUCUUGUGAGAAGGUGAGGUGAGAAGAGUGUUAGCAUGGGUCAUUGGAUGGUUGCAUGCAGAAACACACACAAAUCUAUGUUUUAAAAUAGAUUGCAGUGAAAAAAAAAAAAGUAUUUCCACCGGGCAGAUCUGCAAACCUCAGUAUCAGUCAAAGAAAGGAAGCCUCAGCAAGGCCCGAAACGAGAGCAGUUUGGGACAUAUAGGAGAACUAUCUGUGUUUAUAUGACGCUGGUUGACUUCUAUAAGAACAUACAUGUUGAGCUUGUACACUGUAUUAAUAUGAUUGCUUCAGAAGUAGAAAACAACCAGUUUUUUUAAGUGCAGUAAAAAUAUCCCUUAUUUUCACACUAAUGGCCAAAUGGUUUUUGACUGUAUGCUAUUUAGGUUAUCAAAUGCAUUUGGUAGUGCAUAGUGUACUAAGCAUUCAAGAUACCUAAGAAUAGGGGUGUCCCGAUCCAACUUUUAGACUUCCGAUACAACACCGAUGUGGGAGCUUUGAGUACUGGCCGAUUAUCAGAUAUGAUAUCAGCACAAAUCAUUCAUACAUGUGUUGUUUUGUUGUGUGGAAUGUUAGAACAUGUUUGAUCACGUUUAAUUACCGUAUUUUUCGGAGUAUAAGUUGCACCGGAGUAUAAGUCGCACCUGCCGAAAAUGCAUAAUAAAAAAGGAAAAAAACAUACAUAAGUCGCACUGGAGCUCGGCCAAACUAUGAAAAAAACUGCGACUUAUAGUCCGAAAAAUACGGUACUCAGUUGAAUUACUCAAAUAGAGAACAAUGGUAGGUAUGAAAAACACUAACCAUAUGACAGACUUACAGUAGGAAAUGGAUUCAUAUGGCCCCAUUCGUGGGUGGAUCUCGGGUGUGAGGAAGGUGGGGGGGUUAAUCAUUUUGCCAUACAGUCUGCUGAAAAUGAUGGAAAGCGCCGCUCUCCAUAGCAACUGACACUGCGGUCAAAGUUGGUAAUUGCCACAAAACACAUUUUAAGAUAUUCACCACUCCCCUGCCGUCUGGGGGCUUAAGUGGAUAGUGCACCUUCCAAUUUGUCACGUUUCAUGUGUCAGGUAGACCUUGAAGAAUGAAUCCCCUUCCUAUUGUAUGCUCUCUUUAAGUUGAAGUGGAGGGGUAAUUUGUUUUUUAGUAACACCUAGUGGCAACAAUAAUCAAUUUCAGGUUUUGAUGCAGUCAAUUGAAUGAUGUGGACACGUUUGUUACUGGAUACUUUUUAAUACACUUCUACCAUGGAGAAUUUGUAUCUAAGUAAAACAAUAAGUAUUUGAUAAUUGUUUAUAUUGACAAAUGUGGUGUUUUAGACUGCUAUAUUGUUCAUUCAGUCUUUGAAGGACACUAAUUACGUAUGUCUAGCUUUUACGCUAAUGUGUGCUUAGCUGUUGUGUAGAUGCUUGCCCUUAGUAGCCUACUAUAUAGCCUACCAUGUUUACCUUUUCAAGAUUCAAGAGUCUUUUUAGUCAUUUUGCAAACACAAUGACAUUUUCAGUGAGGCUCUCAAUAAAUGGAAAAGUUAAAAUAAUGACACAAAAUAUUUUAAAAAAAACACUCUCCAAGUACAAAAUGGAAAAUGGAAAAAAUAUUUAAGUGACUUUACUGAAAUACUAGAAAAUACCAACAUUGUGUGCUUAUUGGAAGACAUUUAGCUGUUGGCUUUGCACAAGUAAACAAGCUACAGGACACUGACACCAAUAUCGGAUCGGGACACCCCUACCUAAAAUACUUUCCUAUGUGUUUACGUUCCAUUUGUGGUUCUAUGGUUAUUAUAAUUUCCCUAUUUACAGUAACUGGUGUCCUUUUGUGGUGGUCUCACACAAAGUUUACACUUUCGAGGCAUAUUUUUCCAGAAGUAUUUGUUUAUAGCUACUCCCUGUCAUGCGACUUCAAAUGUUCCACUGUCCUGUGAGUGCCGUAUUAGCGCCAUGAUCACUGCAAAUACUACACAUUAGGGAGAGUUCACAUCGGGCUUCCACGCAGCAAAAACCUGUCACUAACCUCACAUGAACCCAGGUGUUCAAUCAUUGAUUCACACUGUGGGUGGUGCAGCUCCACUGUGUGUGCGCUAACGUAACCAAGCUGUUUCUGUGUGCAACCUCACAUCUGGGUCCUGCAGGGUCGAACUUUUGUAUGACGCCGUUAUCUGUUCCAGCGCUUUCACAUUCACUCGCUCCUCACCUUCCUGUCAAAGUGCACAAAGGCUGCAUUCACACUGCAGGGUAUGACGAUAGCCCAUAAUGAUUUUUUUUAUUGAAUCAUUACCCAAAAACUUCAAUGUGUGGCUAAACUGAACGGAAAGUGUCACAGCGAUGGGAAAUUAAGUUCUACUAUGUUUUAAUAACGUCUAAAGCUGGUUCUCAAAUUUUUUCCCCAAGUACCACCUCAAAAACACUUGGCUCUCCAAGUGCAACCAUAAUGACCAACAUACAAAUACAGUGGUGUAGUAGGCCUAACUAUUCAUUAAAAACAAGGCAGAGGUUUUAUUUAGCAAGUAUAUUUAAUAUGUUUGGCCACUGUAACAUUACACAGUUUGAACAGUAACACCGUGUUUGAAUAUUUAAUUAAGUGAUUAUUUAGCAUAUCACUAGAUAGAGCCACAGUUUGAGAAUCCCUGUUCUAAAAUAUCAUAUUUUUGCCACUGACGUUUUUCUGCGACUUUGUCCACAAUCUACUUUUGCACCCUGAUCGUUCAGACUGCUAUCACAUCAGAUCCAU